Molecule: messenger RNA, 583 nt
Organism: Sinocyclocheilus grahami
Lineage: Eukaryota; Metazoa; Chordata; Actinopteri; Cypriniformes; Cyprinidae
Product: peptidyl-prolyl cis-trans isomerase E-like
Exons: 8
Coding region: 36-542 (168 amino acids)
Biological process (GO): protein peptidyl-prolyl isomerization
Molecular function (GO): RNA binding; peptidyl-prolyl cis-trans isomerase activity
Source: RefSeq, a predicted model, not a curated record
UACAAGCAAGAUGGCGGUGAGUAAACGCGUUCUUUAUGUUGCCGGGAAAGCAGCAGAAGAUGAAACGUGGUCUUGCGGAGGAGGUGGACGAGAAAGUGUUGCACGCUGCGUUCAUUCUCUUCGGUGAGAGAUAUUCAGAUAUCACAGAUAUUCAGAUCCCGUUAGAUUAUGAGACGGAGAAGCACAGGGGCUUUGCAUUCCUCGAGUUUGAACUGGCAGAGGUUGCAGCAGCUGCCAUUGAUAACAUGAAUGAGUCGGAGCUGUUUGGCAGAACCAUCAGGGUGAACAUCGCCAAACCCAUGAGAAUUAAAGAGGGCUCCUCUCGGCCAGGUCUGCUGUCGAUGGCAAACUCUGGUCCCGAUACUAACGGCUCGCAGUUCUUCGUCGCUGUUGAUAAGACAGACUGGCUGGAUGGCAAACAUGUGGUGUUCGGAGAGCUCAUAGAGGGCAUGGAUGUACUCCGGGCCAUGGAGGCUCAGGCAUCAAAAGAUGGCAAAACCAAACAGAAAGUCAUAAUUUCCAACUGUGGAGAGUUUGUGUGAAUUCAACAUACUGUGUGUGUGUGAGAGAGAGAGUGAGUGAG